Molecule: messenger RNA, 8724 nt
Organism: Coccomyxa subellipsoidea C-169
Lineage: Eukaryota; Viridiplantae; Chlorophyta; Trebouxiophyceae; Coccomyxaceae
Exons: 48
Coding region: 1-8724 (2907 amino acids)
Biological process (GO): DNA repair
Molecular function (GO): protein serine/threonine kinase activity; protein binding
Source: RefSeq, a predicted model, not a curated record
AUGCAGGAGGGCUUCAAACAUCUGAACCAGGUGUUGGACAGUGACGCUCUUCUGCGAGCACUGGAUGAAUCCACACUGCGGAUACUGCCAACAGAGAAACACAUCUCAGUGGACACAUGGCCGGGCCUGUGCACCAUCCUCAUCCAGUGCGUUGGCAGAGAGCUUGGCACCACCUCUGGAAAGAAAAGGGGGCCAGAGGCGACGGUCUCGAAGACCUUCAGGCGUUUUGUGCAGACUGCCGAUGACGAGCGCCGAUCAGGCAGGACAGGCAUGCUGGGGCGAAAGGCUGCCAAGCUUUUCACGCAUGUCAAGGAUGUGGUCAGCAGGGCUGGUCCGACAUCGCCCUUUGGCGCAGACUACAGCAGCGUCCUGCGCUCCACCCUCCUUGUGAAUGCGCAGUACUGCUCUUCAGUGCCUGCCAGCACAUUCCAGGAGCUGCUUGACCUUUACAUGAAGAGAUUGGAGGAGUCCCCCCUGGACCGCAGCGAGGACACCUACAGGACAGUCUCCAUGGUACACCUGCUCCUGCAGAGCUUCCAGGGGGACAUGGACCAGCUUUUCAGGAGCGACAUGGUUGUGUUCCUCUGCGACAUGUUCCCCAAGCUACACGAGCUGAGGGAGGAUUCGCGCAUCAGCACAGCCUUUGUGGCGGCCACGAAUACGUUCCUGCUGGGCAACGGCCUGGACGUGUGCAGCAAGGCAGCAGAGCUGCAUGCAGCGGUGCACCCCUUUCUGACGCGCGCAUGGCGAAACGCGCGAGACACGCGGCUGCGGGACAAUCUCGUGCUCUACCUGCGCAUUCAGCUGCUGCUGGGAGGCCUGGAGGGGCCGGGGGAUGGCCACUUCCUGAUCGAGGUGCAGGAGCUGCUGGCCCACAGCAUGCAGCAGCCUGGGUUCAGCUGGAGUGAUGAUGCACGGGGCAGAGGCUGCCGCUCUUCGAGGCAUCAGCUGUCUUUGCUGGAGCUUGCAAGCGCUGUCACGCUCAAGCUUACCCUCCAGCGCAAGACAGCAGCACCCCAGGCUUCUGAUGUCAGAGAGAGCUCAGCCAAGCGCCGGAAGGUCAGCGAUCCUCAACAAGUGCUGCUUGAGCAGCUCAUGGCAUACCCUUCAUUGUGGGCGCCAGUUCUGGCAUUCCUCCUGCACCGGCAUGGCAGCCAGGUGGAUCAGCAGUGCCUUGAAACCUGGCUGCAGCUGCUCAGCGAGAACUUUGAGGUGACUUUCAAACGCCUCGUGGCUGGCAAAGCGCCUGAGCAGGCCGUCACAUGGCUGCUGUGCUUCACAGCUGAGCUGGCGGCUGCUUGGCCAGACCACCGCCAGCAGACCUCCUCCACAGCUUCCCUGUCUGUCAGCAAAGCCACCAGCCUCACACCGGCUGUGCAAAGCCAAUGGCAGGGCGACGCCCCAAACUCCCCGGAGGCAGUCCCAGCGAAGGAGGCUGCUGUCAUUGCCCUGGCUCUCAUAUCCAGGAAGGACCUGGCGCGCACCACUGCUUCAGGAACACCUCUCUUCAGGCUGCCUGUGAUGCAGCAGAUGCUGCCAGCUUCAAUCCACCUCAUCUGUUCCAGAUUCUCUUCAGGCUACAGAGGAGGCGCAGAGGAAGCAGCAGUGAGGACAGGGCUCUUGGAAGUGAUGUUGGGAGACAGAGCAGCUAGCAUGCCGCCAAAGCUUCUCUGCUGCGGGGUGGCUGGGGCUUUGGGCGUGCAAUCACAUGCACCCUCGGCAGAGGCCCUCGAUGCGGAGAGUCAGCACAUGUGGUGGCAGCAGGAAGAUCCUGACAAAGCAGUGGCUGAGCGGCUUCCUGUUCUCAUGAGAGGUGAGGACUUUGUGCGGGAGAGGACACGGGCCAUGCAGCCUGCGCCAGAGCCGUCUGGCAGUGGCAGCCAUCACAUGCCAGACAGCGUGGGGAUGCGUCUGCAGAGUGUGGCAGGCACCCGCCUUGCAGCACAGCUGGGCAGGCUGACAGAGGAGGCAGAUGCAGGGGGCGGAUCACAGCUGCAGGCGCUCAUGGGCAUGUGCACAGUUGCCCUCAGUUGCAAAGCUGCGCUGCUUGACAGGGCUCAGGGGGAUGAGGCGAAGCUGGAAUGCUCCUGGAAGACCAAUGGUGCUGUGUCAGAGGCUGUGGGAGGGGCAUUUGGGAAAUGCAGUAGCCUCCUCGUUGCUAUGGUGGACAGCAAGAGCUGUCUCACAAGCAGCACCUAUAGUCUGCUGGAGGAUUUGGUUGCUGUCCUUGUCGACACUCCAAAGAAGGAAGUCCUGGCAGGCCCUUGGCUGGGAGCAGUGCACGAGUUGGAGAGGCUCUUCAAUGACGCCGAUCAAGCAUCCGCUGCCCAAGUUGCAUCUCAGACGCAGCUGGCGUCGGGGAGCCCUGGCGCCGUCGACACCUCUGCAUCAAUGUUUGACGAUGAUCUGGACUUGCGGGCCACUGCUGUGGCUGCUGGAAAUGACAGGCCUUCAUCUGCCGGGCCAUCUUCCUCAGCAUCCCUUGUGGCGUCUUGCCGAGUCACCUGCGUGCGGCUGCUGGCAGUUCUCGGCAGCCUGCAUGCAGAAGUCGUGGCCAACAUUCUGGGAACCUACCUGCAACACUGUUUUGAUGCGGAGAUCUUACCUCCAGAAGGGCUGACUGAGCUCAUUGCUGAGAAGCUCUGCACUGUCGCCGCCUCCAGCAGGCUCCCAAAGCUCAUGGUGAUGGCUGCUGCUGGCUUGAAUGCGCGCAGUGGCAUUCUUGUGCCCAAGAAGUUCAACAAUUCCACCAUGUGCAUGGUCUUGCAGCAGCUGGAAUCCCUGAUACACGCGUGUGGCAGCAUGAGCUCAGACCUCAAUCGAGAGGUCUCGUUCCCUUGGCCGGUUGUUGCUUUGCUGAGCACAGUGGAAGCAUCAAAGCUGCAGCCUGAGUUGCUGGAUGAGUGCUUGGAGCACUUGACAGAUCUUCUGCAGGACCCUUGCUAUGAAGCCAGGCGGCACGGCGCAAGACUCAUCCCCUCUCUUUACGGGAACUGGUCUGACGUGCAGGCCAAGUUUGACGCUUUCAAGCCCAGGCUGUGCUUGCAUAGCCUAACGACAGCUCAUGGGCAGAAGUCAGAGGAGCGCAGAUCAGAAGAGCGCAUGGAGACCUCGGCUCUGUUCUUGGCUGAGACGGCUGUGGCAUGUGGAGCAUUGGAGGCGGAGGUUUUGUUCCUGCUCUGUGCGCAUGCAGCGCAAUUUGCCCAGCACCAAGCUUUGGUGCAAGCCAUACUGCAGAGUAUCGCCUUCCGCCUCGGCUAUACUUCCUUGCCAGCUUACAUGAUUAACCACAUGGUCCAGCUUGCCUUCCUCUGGUUUGGCAGCAAGUACAAUCUGCAGCAGCUCUUGAAUGUUCAAGAGCUAGUCAGGGUACAGGAGGGGGAUGUGCUUGAUCAGAAGGCGUUCCUUUUGUCAUACGGGAGAGCAACUGUCCCUGCCAUGCUGAAGGAUAACAGAGAGGAAGAAAUCAAGGAGAUGGCUGCUCUGCUGGACAUGGAAGUGCGGAAACUGCUGGAGAGGAACUAUGAUGCGAUCUUUGGAAUCACUAUUCCCCUCACAAUAACGGGUGAUGACAGCGGCAAGGCCUUGGCUAGGUCCAUCCUUGAAGGCAAUAUCAUGGCUGCCACUUUCACAGGAAAGGAGAGGGACAAGCUGUACAGCGACAAGAUCAACCCCAUCAUGGGGCAGUGUCUGCUGCUGGUGAGGGAGUGUGCGCACCCACCAGCGCCAUUUCUCACCGUUGCGCUCGGCAUAGAGACCGUCUAUGGACUGCCCAUGCGCCCCUCCCGAGAGGAGUGCCUUCAGAUUCUUUGGAGUCGGCUUAUGUCACACGACGAGAUAGCACGGCUGCUGGUGACGGUGCACGCAAACCUUCAAAAGGGUCGUUGCGCUCGCCACAAGCUGGAGGCUCUCGGCCCCUUGAAGGCGCUCCUGGUCAUUCUGGAUGGCCACGUGUGCACUCCACACACAUUCCGCCAUGUCAUGCACAUUCUGCUGCAGUGCCUCCGCGUCAGGGAGCUCCAGGACAAGUGCUGCAGGUUGCUGGAGGAUGUGCUGGAACGCAUCCAAGGGCGCACAGAGCUGCACCCCCUGCUGGGAGCCCUGCUUCCAACAAUCAUCUCAGGCUUAGUCACUGCGCUGGAGACCACCAAGGACCCGGCUGAUGCGCACAGCAGCAAAAGGUCCUCUGCGCGUCCCAACAAGCUGGUGUCUCUCAUCAACAGCUUGGUCUUGCAGGCGCUACCAGGCCUGCACCCGUACCUGCAGCAUGUGGAGCCUCUGCCAGACAUGCCAGAGCUGGCCAGGGCCCAGCAGCUGCUGGACAAGCUCAGGGCAGGAGUGAGCCUGAGUGAUGAGCUGACGCACUUUGUGGGGCGCGCUGCUUCGCUGCCCACUGUGCUCCUGCAGCGCGCCCUUGCCUCCCUGAACAGAGGCCUCAGCACUCGACAGAACGAGCUGGUGUCUGACAAUGGGGUGAGGCCAUGCAAGCCUGAGGUGGAGGAAGCUGCAUGGCGUCUGGUGUGGCUAGCCAGGGAGCUGGGGGACAAUGACCUGGCAGCGUUCACCGGCAAGCUGCUGGCACUGGUUGGGCCGCUGGACCCCCAUGUCAUUGCCUUCAGCAUCCCCACCUCGCUCUCCAGCUCCUCUGCAGCAGCUGAAAGGACGCCACCAGCGCAGCCUGCGCGCAGCAGCAAAGCAGGGUCUUAUGCGGCAAACAAGGAGGAUAGCAUGCGGGCACUCCUGGCACGGGCCCUGCAGCUGAUGGUUGUCUACCUUGUGGAUGAACACGUUCCUUUCAUCAAUCUGGUGCAUGCCGCACUGCGGCAGCUGCUCCCUCAAAAAGAGGGCGAGGCCGCCAUGCAGCAGUUGGACCCCCUGCAGCAGUCCUACCUGCAGGUCUUUGCCGGAUCCAAGAGUGCGACCAGCGUAGCAGAGGCAGGAACAAGGACUGACCUGGAGGACGGGAAGCUAUGGCAGCUGGAGGGUCAGACAUAUGACCAGUGGGUGUGCGGUCUGGCGGACGCUCUCUUGAGCCAUGCCAGCAACCCUCUGCUGCGCAUCCUGCAGCGCUGCGCGCGCAAGAAGCCGGCAAUGGCCGAGCUGCUGCUGCCCCACAUUUUCUCAGACCUGGCUGCCCAUGAUGCAGAUGCCUCGCUUAUGGUGUCAAAGCACAUCAUACGGGCCAAGGCAGCGGAUGUGAAGGCGGUCCGCCUGAUCCUGACGGUGCUGAAUUCCUUGCGCGGAGAGCAGCAGGACUUCAUUCUGUCUGGGAGGCUCCAUCAUGGCAAGUCCGGCCAGGCCGUCCCUGACACUGCAGAUCCCACAUCAUGGAAGAAAGUGUGCUGGCUGGAUCUGGAUUACUUGCAACUGGCACAGGCAGCGCUGCAGUGCUCUGCGGCCUUCACUGCGCUCCUGUAUGUGGAGUACUGGUGCAAAGAGCACCAUGGGCGGCUCACUCUGGGUGACCAAGAUGUUCUCAGUGAGGGUGGGUUGUCAACAGUGGAUCAGCUGCUCCUUGACAUCUACUCACAGAUUCAGGAGUCGGAUGGCAUCUAUGCUGCUGCCAGGUCCCAAAAGGCAGCCUCUCAGCUGUGCCUCUUUGAGCACGAAGGCGCCUGGGACAAGGCCUUGGUUGGCUAUGACCUGCUCCAGCGAGGUGAUCAAUCUGCACAGCAGCCGUCAGACCACCACUUUGGGCUUCUCAACAGUCUCCAGCAACUGGGCUGCCAGCACACUAUGGGCGCCUAUUGGGCAAGCCUGCCUCAAAGCUUCCAGUCAGGGAGUGGAGCAUUGUGGGAGAGGCGCUUUGAGAUGGCGUGGAGGAUGGGAGAAUGGCAGGAAGCUGCAGAGCUGCAGCCUCCUUUUCCUGAUGCUGGGGACAGCGCACCCUUUCACCAGGCCAUCUGCUCAAGCCUCAAGGCGCUGAAAGACGGGGACCGUGACACACUGGCUUCGACGCUGCACAUGGCGCGCGCGUCAGUGAUCCAGGAACUGGCUACCAUCUCCACCGAGAGUGCCGCCAGCAUCAACCCUGCCCUGAUGCGGCUGCAAAUGCUGGAAAGGCUGGCAGAAGCCUCACAUCUGCAGGGACAAAUCCAAGGAGCUCACAGCAGUGCCGCUGCGCUUGCCCUCCAACAGAGCUGGGCGCACAGAAACAACUCCCUCCUGAGCACAAAUAGCCGCUAUGAGCUUCUGGAGCCGCUCCUGAGCCUGCAGAGGACGCUUGCCAGCGCGUUGGACAUGCCAGACGCGGUCGCCAGUGUCUUGCUGCUGCGAGCAUGCACCGCGCGCAAGAGCGGCCGCCUGACGCAUGCCAUGGGCUCCUUGCAUGACCUGCAGACUGCAUUGAGGGACUUGGGUGGCGGGCAAAUUGGAGCAGCCAUGAACUGGCGCAUGGAGGAGGCGAAACUGCUGUGGGCGCAGGGGCAGCACAGCAUGGCCAUUCAGCUGGGCCAGGCUCUGCUCAACAAGAUGAGGGCUGAUGCACAGGGGGAUGCUGAGCAGCUCACCCGCUUGCAGAGCCUCCUCGGCAAAUGGCUCGCCUGGAACAGGUCUGAGAGCUCGGCGGCAGUGCUGGAGAUGAUGCAGCAGGCGCUGCAGAGGGUGAGCCAGAGCAGCUCGCAGCCGCUGCCGGAGGGCAAGGUGGCCUGCCGAGCAGCCUACCGCCUGGCGCACUACGCAGACACCAUGUACUGCAGCGUGCAGAAGCAGCGCAACUCCCCCGAGUGGGCCACCGCCCAAGCCGUCAUCCAGCAGAAGAUGCAGCAGAUGGCGCAGUGGCAGGCGCAAUUUGACGACCGCCGGCGGAGGGGGGACAUGAAGGUGGCAGCGGAUGGGACUGUGCUGGACAAGGAGAGCCGGCAGCUGUGGCACCACAUCAACAGCCUCAAGCGCCCCGUGGAGGCUGACAAGCAGGAGCAGGCCGUGCUCAGCGCCAGCGAGCUCCGAUACAGAGAGAUCGCGAUGACCAACUACCGGAGGUGCCUGCUGGCCGGCAACGCGUACAACCUGCCCGUCGUGUUCAGGCUGUGCCAGCUGUGGUUCAGCCUGGGCGCGGAGAAGGCAGUGGCCCAGCAGAUGGCGGCAGCUACCGCGCAGGUGCCCUCCUGGAAGUUCCUGCCGCUCGUGUACCAGCUCGCCUCGCGCCUCAGCUGCGGGGGCCGCAGCCGGCCCCUCGACGACAGCGGCUUCACGGCGACUCUGACGGCGCUGAUGCAGCGGCUGGCGGGCGAGCACCCGCACCACACACUGCACUGCCUCAUGGCGCUCAAGAACGGCAACCGCGGCCGAGACGGCCGACGCGCCGACGCCGCCGGGCGCACCAGCCGCGACGCGCUCGUGCACUCCGUCGACUUUGACAAGGUCGCCGCUGCCGAAAGCGUGCUCAACGCCGUCGCCAACAAGCCCUCCCUGAGGGAGGUUGUGGCGCAGGUGGGGCAGAUGGCUGAGGCCUACAUUGAGCUGGCAGCUGUGCCUGCAGCGGACAAGGCCACUGAGAUGCCCUUCCCUUCACCCAUCAGGCGCUCCACCAAGGCACUCAACAAGGUCCCUGUGGUGAGUGUCAGCAUUCCAGUGGAUCCCAGCUGCCGCUACAGCGGUCUGGCCUGCUUCUCGCACUUUGGGGAGGGCAUCACCUUUGUUGGGGGCAUCAACAAGCCAAAGCUUGUGCAGUGCUUUGACAGUGUGGGAGUGCGGCACCGGCAGCUGGUGAAGUCCGGCAACGACGAUCUGCGGCAGGAUGCGGUCAUGCAGCAAUUCUUUUCGCUCAUCAACGACCUGCUCGCGCAGAGCGUGGAGACGCGCAAGCGGUGCCUCAGCAUCGUCACCUACAAGGUGGUGCCUUUCUCGCCCGCGGCUGGGCUGCUGGAGUGGGUGGAGGACACCGAGCCGCUGGGCACAUACCUGACCGGCAAGGAGCGCACUUCCGGCGCGCAUGCGCGAUACGCGCGCCCCGGCGACUAUUCCUUCUUCGACGCGUACAACGUCAUCUCCAAGGCCAAGCCGCAGAACCUGCGCAGGGCCUACGACGACGUGUGUGCGCGCUUCACGCCGUGCCUGCACAAUUUCUUCCUGGAGUCUUUCCGGCAGCCGGCGGCGUGGUUUGAGAAGCGGCUGGCGUACACGCGCGCGACAGCCGUCAACUCCAUGGCCGGCUACCUCAUCGGCCUGGGCGACCGCCACUUUCACAACAUCCUCAUUGACAAACGCUCCGCCGAGGUGGUGCACAUUGAUCUGGGGGUGGCGUUUGAGCAGGGCCGGUUCCUGAACACGCCCGAGCUGGUGCCCUUCCGCCUCACCCGCGACGUCGUGGACGGAAUGGGCGCCACAGGGGUGGAGGGUGUGAUGCGCGGGUGCUGCGAGGAGACGCUGCGGGUACUGCGCGUGCACAAGGAGUCGCUGCUGACCAUCGUGGAGGUCUUCAUCCACGACCCCCUCUACCGCUGGGCCCUCACCCCAGCCAAUGCACACCAGCGCCAGGUCUCCUCCAUGGCCGACCCCGCCGGCUUCCCAGAGCUGGAGCAGCCGCUGAACGGCGUGGGAGACGGCAUUGCCAACGCGGACGCCAAGCGCACCCUGCUGCGCGUCAAGCAGAAGCUGGAAGGCCUGGACGGAGGUGAGGGGGAGGCCAAGAGUGUGGAGGGGCAGGUGCAGCAGCUGCUGCAGGAGGCUCAGGAUCCGGACAGGCUCUGCCGCAUGUUUGUCGGCUGGGCGCCCUGGCUCUGA